Molecule: messenger RNA, 8062 nt
Organism: Dama dama (fallow deer)
Lineage: Eukaryota; Metazoa; Chordata; Mammalia; Artiodactyla; Cervidae
Gene: ACADSB
Product: acyl-CoA dehydrogenase short/branched chain
Exons: 12
Coding region: 99-1394 (431 amino acids)
Cellular component (GO): mitochondrion
Molecular function (GO): flavin adenine dinucleotide binding; acyl-CoA dehydrogenase activity
Source: RefSeq, a predicted model, not a curated record
CGGGGCUCUCUUUCUACCUGCCUUCAGGUGUUGGCGUGCGGCCCUAGGGCCUCCACGCACUUCUUCGCGGGAUCAGUAGCAUCUGCUUUCUAGCACUGAUGGAGCGAGCUACGGUUCGGCUGCUGCGCGGCGGCGCGCUGCUACGAAGAAACUUCCCAAGCUGCCUGUCUUCCUGGAAAACUCCUCCUCACGCCCUAAGUUCUUCUCAGCCAGAAGCGCAGUUCAAAGCAGCAACCAAUGUACCUCUUGCUCCUCUGCAAACAUUUUCUGAUGAGGAGAUGAUUAUAAAGAGCACAGUUAAAAAAUUUGCCCAGGAACAAGUUGCUCCUUUUGUUUCAAAAAUGGAUGAAGAUUCAAAAAUGGAAAAAUCCAUAAUACAAGGAUUAUUUCAACAAGGGUUGAUGGGUAUUGAAAUUGACCCAAAAUAUGGAGGAACAGGAGCUUCAUUUUUUUCCUCUAUCCUAGUGAUAGAGGAGUUAGCCAAAGUUGAUGCAUCUGUGGCUCUGGUAUGCGACAUUCAGAACACAUUAAUUAACAGGAUGAUUGGAAAAUACGGAACAGAAGAACAGAAGGCUGCCUAUUUGCCCAAGCUAGCUUCAGAAAAGGCAUCAAGUAUCUGCAUUUCAGAGGCUGGAGCAGGUAGCGAUUCAUUUGCUAUGAAGACCAGAGCUGAUAAAAAGGGAGAUUAUUACAUCAUCAACGGGUCAAAGAUGUGGAUUAGCUGCGCUGAGAUUGCUGGGCUGUUCGUGGUGAUGGCAAAUGCAGACUUUUCUGCUGGGUAUAAAGGAAUUACCUGCUUCUUGGUCGAUGGUGAUUCCGAGGGCCUUCAUAUAGGGAAACCAGAGAACAAAUUGGGAAUCAGAGCAUCUUCCACCUGCCCAAUCACAUUUGAAAAUGUCAAGGUUCCAAAAACAAAUAUCCUGGGACAAGUUGGACAUGGCUAUAAGUACGCCAUCAGGAGUCUUAAUGAAGGCAGAAUAGGAAUCGCUGCACAGAUGCUGGGACUGGCUCAAGGCUGUUUUGACUCCACUAUUCCAUAUAUUAAAGAAAGGGAACAAUUUGGCAGAAGGGUAUUUGAUUUUCAGGGUCUCCAACACCAAGUGGCUCACAUGGCCACCCAGCUGGAAGCUGCACGAUUACUCACAUACAAUGCCGCGAGGCUCUUAGAAGCUGGAAGGCCAAUCAUCAAAGAAGCGUCUAUGGCCAAAUACUACACAUCAGAGCUUGCAGGCCUCAUUACCAGCAAGUGUAUCGAGUGGAUGGGAGGAGUGGGCUACACCAAAAGUUACCCUAUGGAAAAAUAUUUCCGAGAUGCGAAGAUUGGCACAAUUUAUGAAGGAACUUCAAAUAUCCAGCUGAACACCAUCGCAAAGUGCAUCAGAGAGGAAUACUGACAGGACAGCCAGAGAAGUAGGGCCUCUCCCUGGUGCCGCUGGUGUUAAAUUUUAAACUCUGUGCCUUGUUGGGGGCUGUGGACCUCCGUCUCACUGAAUGAUUUCAUUUGGGCCUUUCCUCUUGGAUCUGAGACCCUUUCUGUCUUUUCUUUACAAUCUGUUUAACUUAGGCACAGAAAAUCAUUUUUAAAAUUUGGGAAGAAAUGUGCCCAUAUUUUCUCCAAAACUAUUUUUAAAGCUCUAUAUGCAUGAUCAUUCUAGCUUCAGUAUACAGAAGUUUCACUUUAUUAGAAUUUGGAAAAAUAAAGACAAUUUGAGUCUUUCUUGCAGAUAUGGCUAUUUUAUAUUCCUGUCAUUAUACAUCAUCAGUCAAAGAGACAUUUGUGAUCAUUGGCAGCUCUGUAGAACAAACAGAUUCAAUUCUAAGUUGCUAAACUAGGUAGACACUGAUAAAAAUUUAUUUAGAAAAAUCUAAAAGUUUUUGGAAAAGCUCAUUGGAAAAGACCCUGAUGCUGGGAAAGAUUGAAGACAGGAGAAGAAGGGGAUGGCAGAGGAUGAAAUGGUUGGAUGGCAUCACCAACUCGAUGGACAUGAGUUUGAGCAAGCUCUGGGAAUUGGUGUUGGACAGAGAAGCCUGGUGUGCCGUAGUCCAUGGGGUCGCAAAGAGUCAGAUGCAACUGAACUGAAAGUGUUCUGAAUAUAAGAAAAUGAGUGGAAAAUGAGGGUAUAACUCUAUAGUUUAUAUAAUUGAAGAAAACAUUUUAACAAAGGAAAGUGAUAUAAUUUGUACCUAUAACUGACCAGUGUGAAAGGUGUAUUUUAUGAUGAUUGCAGUAAAGCAUUUUGAAAACAAGUCUUGAGGACUUCCCUGAUGGUCCAGUGGUGAAGAAUCUGGAAUCUGCCUUCCAGUACAGGGGACAUGGGUUUGAGCCCUGGUAGGGGAACUCAGAUCCCAUAUGUCAUGGAGCAGCUGGGCCCACACUCGGCAACUACUGAAUUUGCGUGCUCCAGGGUCUGUGUGACCCGACUAGAGAGCCCGUGUGCCUCAACGAAAGAUCCCAUGUGACAGAAGACCCGACACAGCCAAAUAAAUAAAAAAACAUUUAAAUAAAUAAAAGAUGAUCGGACUUAAAAAAAAUAAUAAACAGUCUCUACAGUAGUUUUCAAGUAUGAAGUUUAAAUAAUUUGGUUUAAUAAUCAGAAUAUACUCAACACUGUAAUAUUCAUUUUACCAACGAUGCUGUUUACUUCUCUUUAUAUUGAAUACUUGGGCUUCAAUUUAAAUUGAAUACUGAGUAAAAUUGUUUACUCAAGCUUAGUUGUUGAGCUUUAUCAUGAUAGGUAAUUCAGAAAUUAUACUUUAGUUCAGUGAUUAUCUAGAGGGGUUGUCUUGCCCUCUUAAUGAAGUGUAUUAAAAUCCUGUAAGCUGUCAAGGGUGAAACAGAUCACCAGCCCAGGCUGGAUGCAUGAGACAAGUGCUCAGGGCUGGUGCACCUGGGAAGACCCAGAGGGAUGGGAUGGAGAGGGAGGCGGGAGGGGGGAUCAGGAUGGGGAACACAUGUAAAUCCAUGGCUGAUUCAUGUCAAUGUAUGGCAAAAACCACUACAAUAUUGUAAAGUAGUUAGCCUCCAACUAAUAAAAAUAAAUGGAAAAAAUAAAAUAUACAUUUUGAAUCUAAAAAAUAAAUAAAUAAAAUCCUGUAAGGAAGGAGGAGUACAAGAGAGCUAUAGGGUUUGAAAAGCAUAUUUAGAUAUUAUAUAAAAGGACUUAUCUAGGAAGGCAAAAAUCUGUCGUUUUACAGUCAAAUUAUAGAAAGGCAAAGCUCAACAAAAUAUCUAGCUGGCAAUGCCAGUUCUUCAGUAUCAGGGAUUCUCGACCAGGAGAACAGGAUCUAAGUCCUCUGUCCCCUAGGCGGGAGGUGUACAGUGAAGGGCUGAGUGUAUUAUAUUUCCUGGGACAGGGCAUGGAUUAGAGGUGUUGGAGAAUGUUUCAACACAUCCAGUUGUUUAAAGCAAUCACUGCUGUCAAAUGGGAAGCACUUUAGUACUUUAAUGAAAGGAUGACGUUUAUUAAGAAAACUUGACAUUUUGAAAGUAAUUUUGCUUUACACAUUCAUGUUCUUCAAAUCUGUAUAAUGCAUAUCUUGGUUAAGUAUUCAGAAUUGUGUAAGUAUAGUGGAGAUAGGAGUUACAUUAGAAUAUUAGAAAUAUGGACAAAUUUUGACCUCUGAUCAAAAGGGAUCAAGUCUACUUUCAGAUAGGGAGCUGAUGGAAGCCAGUCAUUCAGUCUUUCAGAACAAAAGGACAGUACUCUGAUAAGGAAAGUAGGGGAUGGAUGAAUUGUCCUAAAGCGUGGCAGGGACAACUUUGAUUUCUGUGAUUAUUUGAAUGAGGUGGGCUUUUCAGAUGACAGAGUAGAAGCCAAUAUCAGUAAUGCUAACUUCCUCCCCUAGAGUUAUAAACAUGUGAAGCUACAAUAAACCUUGUUCAGAUUAGCAGUAUGAGUGAGGCUUCCGUGUAUAUCUGAACCUUGAAUUUAUAUUUCGUACUGGUACAGUUCUAAUUGUGUGUAUAUUUUUGCGCAUGUUUGAAAAUAACAGUUGAAAAUCAUGUAUUAUAGUUAAUAUCUGUCCCUGCCUUCUUCCAUUAGUGAAUUUUGUUAUUGUACCAUUUACCAAAAAGGAUAUGGUGGGUUUUCCUCAUAGUUCUUCCAUUAUAGCUUUUCUUAAUAACCAUGACUUUGGGGGUUUUGAGUUUGUGUCUAGUGGAAGGACAGACUUGUUUAUCUCCUGAAACCUAUCAUUACUGUUUGUUAAUUUGAGGAUAGGGCCAUUACGGGUCCCAGAAGGAAGAGACUUGAACACAAGCACCAAGUCGUAUUUAUGUGGGCAGAGCUUGACUCACCCCAACCGCCACGUUAGUAUUGUCAGGAAUUUCACUUUACAACACAAAAAUGAAUCGGUGUCAAAGGUUUUAGAAUUAUGGAAAGCUCCCGAUUCCUGGUGUCUCGGUAAAGAAUCUGCCUGCAGUACAGGAGAUCCGAGUUCAGUCCCUGGGUGGGGAAGAUCCCCUGUAGAAGGGAAUGGCUACCCACACCAAUACUCUUGCCUGGAGAGUUCCAUGUACAGAAGCAGGCUACAGUUCAUGGUGUCACAAAAAGUCCGACACGACUAACUGACUAACACUUUCACUUUCAAAUCUUAGAAAGACUUUAGAGAACCAUCCAGCCAACUCUCUUCAUUUUAAAAGUGAAGGAUUCAUGUAGCCCAGAAUACUUACCCAAGAUCAUCCAUCCAGGGCCAAAGAUAAGACAGAGAUUCAAGUGUACUGUCUCCCAAUUCAGUGUUCUUCCUACUGUUUACCACUGUCUCUGUUCAACACAUUCUGGAUUACAUCCUUGUUAUGUUUCAGUCCUCUUAUUGGUUUGUUUUAGGUUUAACUGAUAAAGGAAUAACAUUUCAGAAGUGUUAAGACUGAUAGAUGUCACUACUUACAUUGAUAAAUCAUCUGCCAAAUAUACCAGCUCUCCUAGGAUGUAGCUGGUAUGUCAAAUGUGAGGAUGAUUGUAAUCACUUGGUUUUAUGAUUAUGGUGUGUUUUAGUAAAUGCACUAGUUAUAUCCUUGCUGAUGUAUUUUUGCUGAUCUUUCAGAAAGUAAAACUUUGAUUGUAAUGGUACACAUCAGACUGUAAUCAUGUUACAAAAUCAGUAUUCUACGGAGAAUGAAAAAAUAAAGCUUUUGCUACUUUAAUAAAGCAAAAUUGUUUGUUGUGCAUACAGAAGUAAGAAAACAAUGUACUCUUCUUGCAAGACAGACACUGUACCUUUGUUUACCAAGCUGGUAGCUUGCCUGUCAUGUAAGCCAAUUUUGUUUGUUUUCAGGGAAGAGACCAAUUUUAAAUUCGUGAUGCUAAAGAAAAUUUUUACCAGAUUGAUCACCCCCCUUCCUCUGCUUCUUUUUAAGCGAAAAAGCAGCUUUAAGUGGAGAGGUCACUUCUUUUGAGCACAUCUUCACAGCAAAGCCAUGCAGUCAGCUCCAUUCGGCCACAUGGGAGACUAGACUCUGAAACAGAGAGGACAGAAAAGGGGUCUGACACCUAAUUCCUUGAAGGUUUGACCUCUGUGGAUAAGCAGCACUGACCACUUUGAAAGAUACCCCCCUCCCCCACAAAGCAGUGUGUGUGUGCUGAGUGGGAAGACUUUCCUGGGGGCCCUCUCACAUCAACUGGACCAGCCACCCUGGCCUUGGGAUUACCAGCUUGCCUUUGGUUGUAAUUUGAUUAUACGUGAUUUGACUUGAGGUACUCAAACAUAAUAUUUUCUUGGACCAGAAAAACAAAAACAAAUCAACAUUCAAAGCAUCUCAAAUCCAAGGACCCAGGUUUAAAUUGGGUGGGCAGAACCAGGGCCUGGGGGUUAAAUCUGACCCACUGCCUAGUUUUGUUAUGACCUGCAAAGUAAUUUCUUUUUUACAUUUAAAAUGCUAUAUAAACAUGGACCUGAUAUCCCCGAUUAUGCCUCUUGCCCACGAGCCUAAAGAAAAACUGGCCAACCCUUGAUGAAAGUGUUGCCUCCUAAGUCAGAUCCUACCGAAGUUGGUCAGUUCAUCUGGGUGUCACAUCAUAAAAAGAGAGAGGGAAGACCUUCCCUAGGAACUUGGAUCAUUAUUCUCUCGUAAUUUCAUUUGUAGCUUGUCUAGCCCAACUGAAUGGAAAUGAAUUUGAACAAACUCCUGGAGAUAGUGCAGGGGACAGAGGAAGCCUGGCGUGCUGCAAUCCAUGGGGUCGCAGAGAGCUGGACAUGAUUCAGCGAUGGAAAAACAAAGCCCGAUGGGCUCCCUCCUUCAGUCUACAGAAGCGCUCGGGCAUCCGCUCAUCCUCAGCGCCUGCUCCUUUAAUCUCCUUUUGGUUGGUGUUUACUUUUGUCAGUGAAUGUAAAUGAUUUUCUUAAAGUUAUCUUUGGACCCAUAAUUGGUGACAUUAUAGAGUUGGAUACCCCUCUUCUAAGACUCUGAUUCCUUUGCUUUUUGACAAACAUCUACUUUUGACCGACUCUUGGUUUCUUUUCCCUUACGUGGACAUUCUUCCGUUUAUCAAGAUUCUACCAUGACUCAUCUUCUAUCCUUUGUAUCAACAUCCUCACUGUACUUUAGAGUAACUUCUGGAUUCUUAAAGUACAGACCAUGGAAUACUAGUCCCAGAAUUCCCAAGUCGUUAGAGAUGAUGUUUCUUUUCAGAUCUGUCCCAGCAGGAUGUCCAGAGGCUCUUGAAAAUUUAUAUGUAAAAUGCAGGAGGGGACUUUUCUGGUGGUUGAGUGUUUAGGACUGUGAGCUUCCAUUGAAAGGGGUGUGGAUUCGAUCCCUGUUCCAGGAACUAAGAUCCCACAAAUGAUAUGGCACAGCUAAAAAAAAAAAAAAACCUAAACAUAAAAUAAGGUGGGAGGUUGAGGUCUGGGAGACAACGUAAGCAGUUACUAGUGGUGUAAAGACAGGCUUCCUCUGGGCCUUCUGUCCUGUAUCACCUGUGGUCAUUGUGGAAAGACAGACUUCCUGACCAGUCAGAAAGAUCACUUCCAGUUAGAUCACUGGACCUGGGGUCUGUAGUCUGCCUUUGUCACCACACCCCUGAGCGUUUUUAUCACACAGUCAAACUUGAGUAAUGUUCGAGUGAUUCCAGCCCCAAUGUCUGAGUUCCUUUUCAACCUGUGCAGCACCCCAAUAUAACAGGACUGACUAAGCAAACCCAGAAGUCCCCAAACACCCACCUAGUCAGAGGGGUAGAGCAGAAGGAACGAGAGGGGCACCUCCUCCUACCGAAUCCAGAGGUGACUUGCUCAUUGAAGUGAGCAGUCACUCUCCCAGGGCUCCAACUAGAAGCUGUGCACUUAGUUCUCUGGAGCCAAAAGCAAUCGUGGGCAGUGUGUUCAUUGCAAUUCUCCCACCCCAAAAUAGGAGGCUCGGUGAGGCUUGCUUUAAUGAGAGUUUACCUUUGUUAGCAAGAGAGUUAAUGAUAAGAUAAAUCACCUUAGAUUUGGUGUUUGCAGCCAUGAAAUUAAAAGAUGCUUGCUCCUUGGAAGAAAAGUUAUGACCAACCUAGACAGCAUAUUAAGAAGCAGAGACAUUAUUUUGCCAACAAAGGUCCAUCUAGUCAAAGCUAUGGUUUUUCCAGUAGUCAUGUAUGGAUGUGAGAGUUGGACCAUAAAGAAAGCUGAGCACUGAAGAAUUGAUGCUUUUGAACUGUGGUGUUGGAGAAGACUCUUGAGAGUCCCUUGGACUGCAAGGAGAUUCAACCAGUCCAUCCUAAAGGAAAUCAGUCCUGGGUGUUCACUGGAAAGACUGAUGCUGAAACUGAAACUCCAAUACUUUGGCCACCUGAUAUGAAGAGCUGACUCAUUUGAAAAGACCCUGAUGCUGGGAAGGAUUGAAGGCAGGAAGAGAAGGGGAUGACAGAGGAUGAGAUAGUUGGAUGGCAUCACUGACUCAAUGGACAUGAGUUUGAGUAAACUCCAGGGAGCUGGUGAUGGACAGGGAGGCCUGGUAUGCUGCAGUCCACGACUGAGCGACUGAACUGAACUGAACUUGGUGAUUUAAAAUGUAAUCAUUUCUCUUAGAGAGAAAUUGUUCUUUAUUUUCCUCUUGGAGAUGUAAACACAAUAAAGUAAUACCAGAGUU